AUUUUUUUUUGUUAGUUUUGGAUCAACAAUGAAGCUCUUCACAGCAAUUUCGUUCUUAGCUCUUGUAAAUUUCAGUUUCGCGCUUCGUCUUGACGGGCAAUGCGAGAAAAAUCGUCCAGUUCUUGAAAAUUUUAAAGUUAACGAUUAUUUGGGCGUUUGGUAUGAACAAGAACGUUACGAAGCUGAUUUCCAGGUUGAGUUCGAUUGUGUCACUGCAACAUAUUCGUUGAAUGAUAACGCCACAGUGAAGGUUGUUAAUGAAAAUUUGUUGAUAAAUGGAGUGUUGAGACCAACUUCCAUUGAAGCAUGGGCAGCGGUAUCAUUUCCGGAUGAGGAACCGUUACAAGCAAAGCUUAAUGUUUCGUUUUUCGGUGCAGAGAACAAUCGAGUGAAUUAUCAGGUGAUGGAUACGGAUUACGUGACUUACUCUUUGGUUUGGAAUUGUAAUCAAUUGACUGAAAAUACGAAAGAAGAAUUUUUGUGGGUUUUAUCUCGUAAACCAGUUUUGAGUCCUCGCCCAGCCAAAGUCGAAUCUUUGAUUGAUACACAUUUCAACCGUGAUGUUAUCCGAAAGACUAUUCAAGGAGAAAAAUGCACCCAAUUGAUAGAAAAACAUUAAUCUUGGUUGUCGCCUCCGCAUCUAAAAAAAUAAAAUUUUGGUAAAAAUUUAUUAAAAAAUAAAACAUAAAAAACUCAC
Messenger RNA from Culicoides brevitarsis, 697 nucleotides. RefSeq names its product apolipoprotein D-like. Gene Ontology annotation, cellular component: cytoplasm. The coding region runs from base 29 to 619 and encodes 196 amino acids. The record is from RefSeq and is a predicted model, not a curated record. The transcript is spliced from 3 exons. Gene Ontology annotation, molecular function: pigment binding. Lineage: Eukaryota; Metazoa; Arthropoda; Insecta; Diptera; Ceratopogonidae. Gene Ontology annotation, biological process: response to reactive oxygen species; lipid metabolic process.